This is a messenger RNA of Salvia splendens (bonfire salvia), 2103 nucleotides long. Its product is annotated as citrate synthase, glyoxysomal. The record is from RefSeq and is a predicted model, not a curated record. Gene Ontology annotation, biological process: tricarboxylic acid cycle; carbohydrate metabolic process. Bases 529 to 1392 code for a protein of 287 amino acids. The transcript is spliced from 12 exons. NCBI's taxonomy places the organism in Eukaryota, Viridiplantae, Streptophyta, Magnoliopsida, Lamiales, Lamiaceae. Gene Ontology annotation, cellular component: mitochondrial matrix.
UAUUUGCUUCCUCUUCCCAUGAAGCCGCGAAUUCUCUCUCUCAUACGCAAAAUCUGGUAAAUUGAAGCUCCUUUCACCACUGUUCAUAUGAGGAAGACAACUAUUAAAAUGGAAUGCGUCGAUCACUCAAAACUCGCUCGAGGCCGCUUGGCCGUGCUAUCAGCUCACCUCGCAGCUUCAUAUGAUCACCGCGCCGCCGCAAUUCUCGAAUAAUCCACCUGCUCCGCCGCCGUGGCACCGCCGCCGUAUCUGAAAGGAUCGCUAACCCUAAUCGAUGAGCGCACUGGCAAAAAGUACCAGGUUCAGGUCUCCGAGGAAGGCACCGUCAAAGCCACCGACCUCAAAAAGAUUACCACCGGGAAGAAUGACAAGGGGAUUAAGCUUUACGAUCCUGGUUAUCUCAACACGGCGCCGGUGCGAUCGUCCAUCUGCUAUAUUGACGGAGACGAAGGGAUUCUUAGAUACAGAGGCUAUCCGAUUGAGGAGCUGGCGGAGGGGAGUUCGUUUUUGGAAGUUGCUUAUCUUUUGAUGUAUGGUAAUUUACCGUCUGAAGGUCAGUUGGCAGAUUGGGAGUUUUCUGUCUCUCAACAUUCGGCUGUUCCUCAAGGAAUAUUGGACAUCAUACAAGCAAUGCCACAUGAUGCUCACCCAAUGGGUGUCCUUGUUAGUGCUAUGAGUGCUCUUUCAGUCUUUCAUCCAGAUGCAAAUCCAGCUUUACGAGGCCAAGAUAUAUACGAGUCUAAGCAAGUGAGAGACAAACAAAUUGUCCGCAUACUUGGGAAGGCGCCAACAAUUGCUGCAGCUGCCUAUUUGAGAAUGGCAGGGAGGCCACCUGUUCUUCCAUCCAGCAACCUCUCAUACUCAGAGAACUUCUUAUAUAUGCUUGAUUCAUUGGGCAAUAGGUCUUAUAGACCAAAUCCUCGACUUGCUCGUACACUAGAUAUUCUUUUCAUAUUACAUGCAGAGCAUGAGAUGAAUUGCUCCACUGCAGCUGCGAGACACCUUGCUUCAAGUGGCGUUGAUGUGUAUACAGCCCUUUCUGGUGCUGUUGGCGCUCUAUAUGGUCCACUUCAUGGUGGAGCAAAUGAGGCUGUGCUUAAGAUGUUGAGUGAGAUUGGAACCAUACACAAUAUUCCUGACUUCAUCGAAGGCGUAAAGAACAGGAAGCGUAAGAUGUCUGGUUUUGGGCACCGUGUCUACAAGAACUAUGAUCCGCGAGCAAAGGUCAUCAAGAAACUUGCUGAGGAAGUAUUUUCAAUUGUUGGCAGGGAUCCUCUUAUAGAGGUGGCCAUAGCCUUGGAAAAAGCUGCAUUAUCUGAUGAGUACUUUGUGAAGAGGAAGUUGUACCCCAAUGUUGACUUCUAUUCUGGCUUAAUAUACAGAGCAACAUGAGUUCUGAUCAGUUUCUUGGAAGUGGGAACUCACAAAGGUCGGAUCUUGUGAGGAAGAGGAAGAGGAAGAGGCCGUUGCCGGCUCGAAUUCCCGGGCUUCUGAGGAACUCUCCCUUGGAAAAGGGAUGAAAUGGCCUCGAGGUCAUCCGAUUCCCACGAUACAUCUCCAUCACCGCCAUCAAUUGUAUCAAUUUCAUCACAAUCGGAAUCCUCGACGCGGUGAAUUAGAGGGUGGAAGUCUGGCGUAGCCUCGGUGUGGCGGAGAUUCUUGGGAAGCUGCAGCCUUUUGCGGUGGUUGGGUUUUUUGGCGGAUGCGAAUGCUGCUACGGGUGAGAAUCUUUGCUGCGGUGGAAGGGAUAGGGAGACGUGUAGCAGAUUAAGCUCUCCAUCUAUCAAAAUUGGAAGCAAUCGGUGCGACGGUUUCUCAUAGGCAUUUGAUCGAACAUCUGGUGUGUUCGGGUUUAGAAAAAGGGGAUUUGUGGAUCGAGUGAGCAGUGUCAAAAUUCCGAUUGGGUAUCUCAGUAGGGACUAUUUAUAUCGUUGGAUUGUGCAGAGGGGAGUGCAUACGGUGAUUUAAUAUUCAUACUUGCGUAGUGUGAAUUAAUUUGGUGAGGAUGGAUCUUCGUGGAAUUUAUUUGAGGCACUAUAACAUGUACUUCCUUCGUUCCAAGUUAAUAGAGUCGUUUUUCUAUUUUAGAAAGUUCCAAGUUAA